This is a messenger RNA of Drosophila arizonae, 1274 nucleotides long. Its product is annotated as alpha-tocopherol transfer protein-like. The record is from RefSeq and is a predicted model, not a curated record. Gene Ontology annotation, cellular component: membrane. Gene Ontology annotation, molecular function: phosphatidylinositol bisphosphate binding. NCBI's taxonomy places the organism in Eukaryota, Metazoa, Arthropoda, Insecta, Diptera, Drosophilidae.
AUUUAGUUAUCGUCUUCAGUGCUUCGGUCAAGUUGUGUGGCUCCGCUAUCCAUUCCGCUCCUGCGCUACCAAUUGGAUAUUUCAACGAAAAACCCCCUCCAUAUAAGGAUUAACACUAACUGACUAACCAGCAUAAUCAAGAUGAUGCUACUACAUCCAACUCCUGCCCAGCGCGUGAGCAUUCGCGAGGAGCUGCGCGAGCCCGAGGAUCCAGCAGACAUUGAGCGCGACAUUAAGCUGAUUCGCGAAUGGCUGGAGACCCAGCCCCAUCUGCCGAAAGACAUGGACGAUAUGCGUCUGACGACCUUCUUGCGCGGCUGCAAGUUCAGCCUGGAGAAGGUGAAGAAGAAGCUCGAUAUGUACUACACGAUGCGGAACGCGGUGCCCGAGUUCUUCUCCAACCGCGACAUAAAUCGCGAGGAGCUCAACAUUGUGCUGGACUAUGUCCACUGCCCCACAUUGCCAGGCAUUACGCCCAACGGACGUCGCAUUACAUUCAUCCGAGGCAUCGACUGCGAUUUCCAGCCCCACCAUAUUCUGGAUGCCAUGAAGGUGGCCCUGAUGAUCGGCGACAUCCGCUUGGCGGAGGAGUCGGUGGGCAUUGCUGGCGACAUCUUCAUUUUGGACGCAGCCGUCGCAAGCGCCUCUCAUUUUGCCAAAUUCUCCCCGACGGUGGUGAAGAAGUUCUUGAUCGCCGUGCAGGAGGCGUAUCCCGUUAAGGUGAAGGAGGUGCAUGUGAUCAACAUUUCGCCAUUGGUGGACACCAUCUUCAACUUUGUCAAGCCCUUCGUCAAGGAGAAGAUCCGCAGCCGCAUCACCUUCCACAACGAUGUUGAGAGUCUCUACAAGGUGGUGCCACGUGAGCUGCUGCCCAACGAAUACGGCGGCAAGGCGGGACCCAUUGUUGAGCUCAACCAGUGGUGGAAGAAGAAGCUGGCCGACAACACGGAGUGGUUCAAGGAGCAGGAGGACAAGAAGGCCAACGAAUCACUGCGCCCAGGUGCACCAAAGACUACCGAUGAUCUGUUCGGCAUGGAGGGCACGUUCCGCCAACUAAACAUAGAUUGAGACUACAAUUAUACCCAACAUGUUUCAUAUGUGUAUCUUAUAUAUAUUCUUAUAUUAAUCACUCACCCAUUUUAUUGCCCAUUCACAUUUAUAUUGUUCGCUUUUCGCUUCAUUCCCUAUCUAUGUAUUGCAUGUUGACUCAUAUCGCCCCAAAGUGCAGUAAUUACAAUAAAGAAACCGCAGCAUAUUAAGGAAUGAAUAUCAAA